UAAACCACUGUGCAAGUUUCAAAGCUUAAAAAUAUAUUAUUUUUGUGACAUGGUUUCAUGUUUGAUGCACUCAGGAGGAUCAGGAGAACUGUAAUUUCCACCCUGUAUGAGGGCAUGCAUUAUGGCAUGACAACACAGUUUCGGAGAGGCCACUCCACUCCUCUGUGCCCUCCACCCCGACAGACUUGACCUUUCUGAAUGAGACGCUACAGACGAACCCGGCCUUACGAGAUUGAAUUUUUUUUAUAUUUAUUAUUCUUUUACUGCUUAUUUUUCAUUUGUUUUUCUUUAUUGUCGCUUUUUUGGGGUUAUUUUAGCUUUUUGCCAAUUUGUAUUUGAUUUUGGGUACAAUAAAUUUAUAACUAAAACCCGCCCCCAGAUCAGUGGGGGCGGGUCGCUGAGCUCUAUAGGUGACGCCGUGCGCACUGCGCAGACGCUCCAUACGUAACUACGUCGCGGACACGGACAGGAUGCAGCGGGACAAGACAAGCAAUGCCACCGGGGCUGAAAAGCCCGACCGGGAGGCCGCCAUCAUGUCGAAGUACUACGACGGAGUGGAGUUCCCUUUCUGUGACGAGUUCUCCAAGUACGAGAAAAUGGCCAAGAUAGGACAAGGAACCUUUGGGGAGGUGUUCAAAGCGAAGCACCGGCAAACAGGGAAGAAAGUUGCACUGAAGAAAGUGCUGAUGGAAAACGAGAAAGAAGGGUUCCCAAUCACAGCUCUGAGAGAGAUCAAAAUCCUUCAACUGCUCAAACACGAGAACGUUGUCAAUCUGAUCGAGAUCUGCAGGACCAAAGCUACUCAGUUUAACAGGUACAAAGGCAGCAUCUACUUGGUGUUUGACUUCUGUGAGCAUGACCUGGCUGGGCUGCUGAGCAACGCCAACGUGAAGUUCACGCUGGCAGAGAUCAAGAAGGUGAUGCAGAUGCUGCUCAAUGGGCUGUACUACAUCCACAGGAACAAGAUCCUUCACAGAGACAUGAAGGCAGCAAAUGUGCUCAUAACCAGAGACGGCGUCCUGAAGCUGGCCGACUUUGGUUUGGCUCGAGCCUUCAGCCUGGCCAAGAACAGCCAGGGGAACCGCUACACUAACCGCGUGGUGACGCUGUGGUACCGACCUCCAGAGCUGCUGUUGGGUGAGCGAGACUACGGGCCUCCAAUCGACCUGUGGGGCGCCGGCUGCAUCAUGGCCGAGAUGUGGACACGGAGUCCAAUCAUGCAGGGGAACACGGAGCAGCACCAGUUGACCCUCAUCAGCCAGCUCUGCGGCUCCAUCACGGCAGAGGUGUGGCCCGGUGUAGACAAGAAGUAUGAGCUGUACCAGAAGAUGGAGCUGCCCAAAGGUCAGAAAAGGAAGGUGAAGGACCGCCUCAAAGCUUACGUCAAAGACCCGUACGCCCUGGACCUCAUCGACAGGCUGCUGGUCCUGGACCCGGCACAGCGAAUCGACAGUGACGACGCCCUCAACCACGACUUCUUCUGGUCAGACCCGAUGCCGUCAGACCUCAAGAACAUGCUCUCCACCCACAACACGUCCAUGUUUGAGUACCUGGCCCCGCCUCGGCGGAGAGGACACAUGCCCCAGCAGCAGCCCAAUCAGAACCGGAAUCCCGCGACCACGAGCCAGACAGAGUUCGACCGCGUGUUUUAAACCAGGUUCUUGACGCUUGGCAGUCCAAUUUUCCUUCUAGACAUCUGUGGAUUAACUGGGAGCAAACGUUUUCUCCUUGUCCUCACUGCAUGUUUGAGGCAAAACUUCUUUUUUCUUACAGCUACUCAUUUCUCUGUGUUACAGAGUUAUUUAUGAAGACAGUGUUAAAGUUUUAUUUAAGACACACUUACAAGGACACUUAUUCUUCUGACACAAAGGGACGUGCAUACCUAAAAUAAAGUUGUUGUUUUUUUUUGUUUGUUUUUUUUUCUCUUCUUCCUUAAAUGUACCUGGCAGCAUGUGGUCUGACACAUGUGCGGCCUGACUUUACCUUCAGGAUGUGAAGUGACUGAAAGACUGCAGUACCUCCAGCAGGGGGCAGCAUCAUAUCGCUGUAUAUCUUUAUACAGCACAUGUACAUAACUUUUUAUACUCUAGCAUCGCUGAACAAAAGUGUUUUUGAACUGUGGGCUGGGCCGGUGCCUCUAAUGUGAAAUUUGGGGUCAAUAAAAUAUUUUAAACACUGAUUCCUGACCUUUAUUUAGAAACUUUUUUUUUUUUUUUUUUUUGUUUAACAACUGCAGCUGUUUUAGUCUGGAUGAAAAACCAGAUGUUGUCUUCUGUUUUAUACACACUCACAGAAUACCAUAUCUGGUUUUUGGUCAGGACCAGGAGGUUUUUAUUUUAUUUUUUAUAAAUAACUAAUGUUGUCAACCAGGUUUGAAACUGAUAGUGUGUUACAUGGA
This is a messenger RNA of Pelmatolapia mariae (spotted tilapia), 2398 nucleotides long. RefSeq names its product cyclin-dependent kinase 9 (CDC2-related kinase) (gene cdk9). The coding region runs from base 471 to 1652 and encodes 393 amino acids. The transcript has 8 exons. Gene Ontology annotation, cellular component: cyclin/CDK positive transcription elongation factor complex; nucleus. Gene Ontology annotation, biological process: positive regulation of transcription elongation by RNA polymerase II; protein phosphorylation. The record is from RefSeq and is a predicted model, not a curated record. Gene Ontology annotation, molecular function: cyclin binding; ATP binding; RNA polymerase II CTD heptapeptide repeat kinase activity. NCBI's taxonomy places the organism in Eukaryota, Metazoa, Chordata, Actinopteri, Cichliformes, Cichlidae.